AUGCUGUUUCGCUUCAGAGAGGCACAGGCUGCAGACCUCGGAAUCAUCGACAUUGGCAGAACAAGGCGGCCAAGAGUAAUCACUGAAGUCGACUCGAUACCCUCCUGCGAGAAAUGGCGUGGUCAGGUGCUCAAGGAGAUCUCGCGCAAGGUCUCUAAGAUCCAAGACCCGGCCCUUAGCGACUACCAGAUCCGCGACCUCAACGACGAGAUCAACAAGCUCAUGCGGGAGAAGUACAUGUGGGAGGUACAAAUACGGAAUCUGGGAGGACCGAAUUACAUGCGCGGAGGCGGCAAGAUUUACGACGAGCAAGGACGUGAAAUACCCGGCGGCGGCAAAGGCUACCGCUACUUUGGACGCGCACGAGACCUCCCGGGAGUCAAGGAGCUGUUCGAAGCAGCAAAGGCGAAAGCGAGCGAUGAGAGACCACUGGAGACGAGGGAUGACCUGCGGAAACAGGUCGAUGCGGCGUACUACGGCUACGCGCCAGAUGAGGAGGACAAGGACUUGCUCGCGUACGAAGCUGCCAAGGAGGAGGAAGCAUUCGAACACAUGGCAAAGUCAGGAAAGCAGCAAGCGCCAGAAGAUUGGGAGCCACUGCCGGGCGACGCAGGGGACGGCAAGGGCUGGGUAUUGCCAACACUGGAGGAGGUGCAAGAAGAGUUGAUCAACAGGAGACGGCAGAAGCUCUUGGACCAAUUAUAG
Molecule: messenger RNA, 705 nt
Organism: Colletotrichum siamense
Lineage: Eukaryota; Fungi; Ascomycota; Sordariomycetes; Glomerellales; Glomerellaceae
Gene: ISY1
Product: Pre-mRNA-splicing factor ISY1
Exons: 1
Coding region: 1-705 (234 amino acids)
Biological process (GO): generation of catalytic spliceosome for second transesterification step; mRNA 3'-splice site recognition
Cellular component (GO): catalytic step 2 spliceosome; post-mRNA release spliceosomal complex; post-spliceosomal complex
Source: RefSeq, a predicted model, not a curated record